AUGCCCAAGUGGGACAAGCUCAUGCUCUGGGAUAUGCGAACCUUCCGCUUCUACUCGGUCAAGAUCGAGCACAAUGCUGUCGAUGCGAUGCAGUUCCGCAAAAUUUCUCCUCUCCCCAUGACCGCCCCCAUCGUCGACCAUAUGACGAACGGUCUCACUGUCCUCGACCAGGGCUACAAGAACACUGCCGCCGUCCUCUCUGAGAUCACCCACAUCGAUGGCAAUAAGGGAAAGCUCCAGUACCGCGGCUACCCCGUCGGCUACCUCUUCGAGAACCACGACUACGAGGAAGUCUGCCACCUCCUGAUCUGGGGCAACCUCCCGACUCCCGAGCAGAAGCGCCAGUUCCGCGCCAACAUGGCUAAGGAGAUGGUUCCUGACCCGUCUGUCAAUCGCGCUGUUCGCGCUUUCGCUCCUGAGGCCCCUGCCUUCCUGAUCAUCUCUGCCGGUCUGGCCGCCUGGGCUGCCUCCGACCCGAGCAAGAUCCCCGUUCAUGCUGGUGACCGCAUCUACCUCGGCAAGACCAAGGAGGUCGAUGCUGGUGUUUACCGCUCGCUCGCCGCGCUCAUGACCGUCACCGCCAUGACCUCGUGCCACCAGCAGAAGAAGACCUUCAUCGCGCAGGCAGACCCCAGCCUCUCGCCCAUCGACAACAUGCUCAUCAUGAUGGGCAAGGUCGACCGCUAUGGCAAUGCCGACAAGAAGUUCAGCAAGGCUAUCAACAAGCUCUGGAUCCUCUUCGCUGACCACGAGAUGACCAACUCCACUGCCGCCUAUCUGCAUGCCGCCUCGUCGCUCUCUGACCCGCUCUCCUCCAUGGUCACUGGUAUCUCCGCCUGUGCUGGUCCCCUCCACGCCGGUGCCAUCGACCUCGCCUACAAGCGCUUCGCCGAGAUCCGCGCCACCGAGGGCGGCGUCAAGAAGCACAUGGAGGACGUCAAGGCCAAGAAGUUCCGCCUCAUGGGUGUCGGCCACCGCGUCUACCGCACUGUUGACCCGCGCGUCGGCUACCUCCGCGACAUGAUGUCGCAGUUCCAGAACGCCGUCAAUGAUAACCCGCUCCUCGAGGUCGCCAAGGAGAUUGAGAAUGCGGUGUUCAACGACGAGUACUUCACUUCCAGGAAGCUCAGCAUCAACGCUGAUCUCUAUGGCUCUUUCGUCUACGCUGCUCUUGGUUUCGACGUCCGCAUCUUCACUCCCCUCGCCAUCACCGCCCGCUCUGCUGGCAUCCUCGCCCACUGGCGCGAAUCCAUGCACCAGCCGCCCUGCCUCUGGCGCCCGCGCCAGGUCUACACCGGCCGCGUCUCCGAGGACGCAUGA
Trematosphaeria pertusa is the source of this 1320-nucleotide messenger RNA. RefSeq names its product citrate synthase. Gene Ontology annotation, molecular function: acyltransferase activity, acyl groups converted into alkyl on transfer. The transcript has 2 exons. Gene Ontology annotation, biological process: tricarboxylic acid cycle. Lineage: Eukaryota; Fungi; Ascomycota; Dothideomycetes; Pleosporales; Trematosphaeriaceae. The coding region runs from base 1 to 1320 and encodes 439 amino acids. The record is from RefSeq and is a predicted model, not a curated record.